AUGAACAGCGAGUGCAAGAAGGCCGCAAAGAUCUUAACAUCAUUCGUCGAUCCCAAACAAGCAUUCGGCCCUGACAAGGUCAUUCCGCCGGAGAUUUUGGCUGGUGCAAAGGGUCUUGCGGUUCUGACUGUCUUAAAAGCUGGAUUCCUAGGUUCCGGUCGAUUCGGAUCCGGUAUCGUUGUCGCUCGUCUUGGUGAUGGCUCCUGGUCGGCCCCAUCGGCUAUUGCGACUGCAGGUGCCGGAAUUGGAGGACAGAUCGGAUUUGAAUUGACCGAUUUCGUCUUCAUCCUCAACGAUGCCGCCGCUGUUCGCACAUUCUCUCAAGUUGGAACUCUGACAUUGGGUGGUAAUGUAUCGCUCGCUGCUGGGCCGAUCGGCCGAAAUGCCGAGGCAGCCGGGGCUGCCAGUACAAAGGGCGUCGCGGCGGUCUUCUCAUACUCGAAAACGAAGGGCCUUUUCGCUGGUGUCAGUCUGGAAGGUAGCAUGUUGGUAGAACGCAAGGACGCCAAUGAGAAACUGUAUCGCAGUCGCGUCUCCGCCAACCAGCUUCUCACUGGCACUGUUCGCCCACCACCAGCCGCUGAUGCUCUGAUGCGCGUCCUGAACUCCCGCGCCUUCCAAGGAAACUCACGGGCGUACGGUGAUUCCAUGUACAAUGACAUCCCUGUCUACGACGAAAGCCACGAUGACGUAGUCUGGGAGGGGCGAAGGGGCGAUGCGUACGGCCAAGGUAUUCAGCGGGGCAGAUCCAACACCCACGAUAAUGACUACGACUACCGUGACAAGCCGCGCCGAGCGAACACAUGGGCUGACGAUGUUUACGAUCGGCCUCCUGGGGGUCUCGGUCGUUCUGGUACAACCCGGACUCCUACCGGCGAUUCUUACGAUGGCUAUGGGCGAAGCCGAAGCAACACCGUGCCCUUCGAAGAGGACUAUGUCUAUUCUGAUCGGCGGCCUACCCGUCCAACUGCUCCUAAACCCGUUUUUCAGCAAAAGACAGGUGCAGCCCAAUUGCGAUCAGAUCAAGCCAUUGCUCUCUACACGUUCGAUGCUGAUCAGGAAGGCGACCUUGGGUUCAAGAAGGGUGAAAUCAUCACCAUCAUGAAACGCACGGAGAAAGCGGAGGACUGGUGGACUGGUCGCAUUGGCGAUCGUGUGGGCAUUUUCCCCAGUAACUACGUUGAAGCCUCCUAG
This is a messenger RNA of Penicillium paradoxum, 1194 nucleotides long. RefSeq names its product SYLF and SH3 domain-containing protein. Gene Ontology annotation, cellular component: actin cortical patch. Gene Ontology annotation, biological process: actin cortical patch localization; actin filament bundle assembly. NCBI's taxonomy places the organism in Eukaryota, Fungi, Ascomycota, Eurotiomycetes, Eurotiales, Aspergillaceae. The transcript has 4 exons. Bases 1 to 1194 code for a protein of 397 amino acids. Gene Ontology annotation, molecular function: actin filament binding; phosphatidylinositol binding. The record is from RefSeq and is a predicted model, not a curated record.